Cooperia oncophora is the source of this 444-nucleotide messenger RNA. NCBI's taxonomy places the organism in Eukaryota, Metazoa, Nematoda, Chromadorea, Rhabditida, Trichostrongylidae. The record is from the annotation of a GenBank genome assembly.
AUGAAUUGUGAAGCUGGAAGCACGGCAACGGUGUCAGCCCAAGCCGUCUACCACCAUGUGGUGGAACGAUUGGCUGUGCGGGCUCGGCGGCAGAAACCCAUUCCUUUGACCGUCGUCCAGCGUAACAAAAGUUACUACGUGCCUUUCCUUCUUGAUCUCAGAACGAAGAUCGCCGUUGCCAUAUUAUUUAUAGUGUAUGUAGUGAUAUCAGUCUAUGGUAUAACAGUAAUGGAACAGGGUUUGGAUUAUGACAAAUUGCUUCUACAAACCGACCCUCUGGUCGAAGCAUUUGCCAGAGAAAUUGAACUUUUCCCCAGUGGAGAUCAGAUCGAGAUUGCCAUCAAAAAUGCACCAGACAUGUCUAUCCCAGAAAAGAGAUCGGAAGAUCGAGCAGAUUGUCCAAAGUUUGUAGCAGAUCUUCCUACAAGUGAGGUCAUGGAGUGA